GUUUUUCCAACCCUAAGUCACACUGUUGACAAAAAUCUAGGCCGGAUUGAGCAGAAUCUUCAAAAGUUAUUUUAUGAGAUUGGCCAUAGGAUAUCGGGAAGCAGGCAGUGACUAGAAGAAGACACUAAACCUUGCGCUAUCAUUACACCGUAAUAUCCCGCAGCGGGAGCAGCUUGAACCGCCAUGUCCGCGUUCACUGAGUCGGCGCUCCUCAAGAAGCUGGCGGAGCUGAACAGCAGCCAGCAGAGCAUCCAGACGCUGUCCUUGUGGCUGAUUCACCAUCGCAAGCAUAGUGCGGCAAUCGUGAAGACCUGGCAGCGGGAGCUGGAGAACGUGUCGGAGCCCAUGAAGAAGCUUACGUUCAUGUAUCUAGCCAACGAUGUCAUUCAGAACAGCAAGAAGAAGGGGCCGGAGUACGGCAAGGAAUUUAGCCAUGUGCUUGCCAAAGUCUUCACCCACAUAGGCGAGAAAUGCAGUACGGAAAAGCUGCUCGGUAGCUUGGGCCGUAUCCUCACCAUCUGGCUGGAGCGGGGUGUUUACGAUCCCAAGGUAAUAGCCGAUUGGCGGUCGCGCCUUAACCGGGAAGGAAGCAGCAGCGGCAGCAGCAAUGGUGGCAAGUCCAAUGGAGAAUCACACAAAACGGAGACAAAGGAGUCCAAGAGGGAGGAGAAAUCAGAGCGACGCGAGAAGCGUAAGCAUGAGGAUCGUCACUCCAAGUCAAAGCGUCAACGGCAUCAUCACCAGAGCAGCAGUGGUAGCUCCUCCAAUAAUGCCUCAGUUGCUGUGGAUGACGACGUCGUUGCGGAGCAGCAGGAGAACGGACACACGCCACCAUACCUGCCACUGGGUGAACCACCAGAGCCCGAGGAGCUAAUCAAGGCCCUAACCAGUAUCGAGAACUCCGCCUCCAGCGAUGCGGUGGUUCGCGAGCGGAUUGCCAAGCUGCCCCAGGAAAUAUCAGAGAUUAGCUGCAUCAGCAAAUUGGAGGAUAAGGAUAAGGCCAAGGCUCUGGCCCUGCAGGUCAACGAAGCUGUGGAUCUGCUCAACGAAUAUAAUGCUCGACUAGCGGCCGAAAUGGAGGAACGAACAAAACUGGCCACCAUGCUACGUGACUUUCAGGCAGAGCAGAAGGAGCUGCUGUCACAGGCAGAGCAACGCCUCGAUGAACACAAGAAGAAGCUGGCCAAGAUGCUGGGUCUGCAGAAGGAGAUACACGACCAUCUCUCCAACCUGCCCGAUCUGACACAACUGCCGGAUGUGACCGGUGGGCUGGCGCCCCUGCCCUCCGCUGGCGAUCUCUUCAACGCCUUGCACUGAUAACAGCCGCGGAAGCAGGAGCUACCUAAAGUCAACCCUAGAGUUUAUAAAAUUAUACAUAUAUAUUUGCAAUUGUCCCCCGUAUACACACCCUGUCCUAUGCCCACAUUUACUAAUUGUAAUCCCACAAACACACGCAUGACUCCCACUAAUGACGGUUAAAUAGAGCAUAUAAUCGCAAGCAAUAA
This is a messenger RNA of Drosophila serrata, 1505 nucleotides long. Its product is annotated as regulation of nuclear pre-mRNA domain-containing protein 1B. Gene Ontology annotation, biological process: mRNA 3'-end processing. Lineage: Eukaryota; Metazoa; Arthropoda; Insecta; Diptera; Drosophilidae. Gene Ontology annotation, molecular function: RNA polymerase II complex binding. The record is from RefSeq and is a predicted model, not a curated record.